AUGUCACAGAGAAUAAAUGUAAGCCGUUUAAAUCCAAAGACAACUGAACAAGAUUUUGAACGUUUUUGUACACGUUUUGGAAAAGUAAUUGAAUGUGCUAUUUUUCCAGAAUUUGAUAGAUUAAACAAACGUUCAGGUUAUGUUAAAUUUACUUCAUGUUAUGCAGCCGAAAAAAUGUGUCGUCACUCUCGUAAAGAAACACUUUAUCUUGAUGAUACAUCAAUUCAUAUUGAACUUGAUCAUAAAAAUAAUCUAUUAUUACAUGACAAACCUAAACAAAAUUCAAAUAUUUCACAUAAAAAAUCUCAUUUUACUUCAACAAUUUAUACAUUAAAUAUCGAAGGUCAGAUAACAGAUGAAGAAGAGUUAAUUCAAUACUUAAAUAGUAAACCAAUAACUAUAAAAUUUAAUGAAAUAACGAAUAAUAUUGGGCAAAUAAUUAAAACUGGUGCACAAGUUACUUAUAAUGAUAAAGAUGUAGUGGAUCGUAUUCUCAAACAAAAUCAUAAAAAAUAUAGUAUUAAACUUGCGUCUAAUAAUAUUUCAAUUAAACGUGAAUAUGAUUGUGAACCAAAAAUUAAUCCAAAACGUUCGAAAUCAUCUGAAAAUACUUAUUCAUCAAUAAAGUCUCAUCUUGAAAGUUUAACAAAAUUAACUCGUGAUAUGCAUGAAGAAAAUGAACAUUUAAAAAGUGAUAAAACUCUAUUAACAAUAGCACUUAAUCAACAUACAACAAGAGUGAAACAAAUUGAAUCGGAUAAAUCUGAUUUAAUGGAAUCAUUAGAUAAAACUCAUGAUAUAGCAAAAUGUUUAACAAAUAAAUAUAAAUUACGUGAAGAAGAACAUAAAAAAAGUCUUGAAGAAUCAAAUAAAAAAAUUGUCGAAUUUGAAAGUAUAAUUCAAACAACUAAUGAUACAUUAACACAAUCUAUAAAUGAAAUACAACGUUUAAAAAAUCAAAUAACAACACUUGAAAAUCAAUUACAAGCAUUAACUGAUAAAUAUAAUCAAUCCGAAUCGUUAUUUCAAGAUCAACAACAAGAUAUUGAACAUUUCCUUUCUUCAUUAAAAAGAAACUUUUGA
Adineta steineri is the source of this 1083-nucleotide messenger RNA. Lineage: Eukaryota; Metazoa; Rotifera; Eurotatoria; Adinetida; Adinetidae. The record is from the annotation of a GenBank genome assembly.